ACACGUCCUUGGCAAAUGACGCGUGUAUGCGAUUCUGACUCCUAAUAAUGCUGCAAUUUUGUAGUUCUCUUACAGUACGGAGACCGAGAACCCAACCCGAUUCAGAAAACCUCAAUAAAAUUUCAUCUUCAAGACGCCAAGCAAAAACCCAGAAUUCCCAUUUCAGAAUUCGGACAAUCUUCCAUUUAGCCCCCUUUUUUCCGUAGCAUAUUCUUUCCCGGGAAUUCAAAAUAGAAAUUCCCAGGAACAUAGCAUCAAUUUUUGGGAUCCCGAAUCCGGUUCCAUUUCUUUUUUCCCCCGUUCGAUUAAGUUUUUUGUUCCUCCAAUUGCUUUCCGGAACCUAGUUUCCCAUUACCACACUCAAAUAUUCAUAGGGAUUUUGUAUCUCCUAUGGACCAACAGGACGAAGCAAUUUGCAAAUCCUCGAAUUCGUUUAAUUUUCUCAAUGGGUUAUCUCUGAAACAUUCCGCGUGGUUCGAAAUUAGGCUAUUCUAUGUCAGGAUUUCUCCUUGUGUCAUCGAUAACGUGCCCGACCACCUUAAGCUCUGCCAUCCUCGGCGUGAAAUGGGGUUUCCCUGGAAAUGAACGGGUCCCGCAUGCCCCCAUCGGACGGAGACGGCGUCAUUGACUCUCCGUCGGGAUCGGGUCGACAAGGAAUCGUCGGAGGUCACCUAUGUGAGCACCGAUAACAUCCGGGUCACGGGCAGCGUCGAAUUUGAGGUGUACGAGAACGAUGGGUUGAUUCUUUGUGGUUCUUUGGAGCGAAUGGAUGCUGAUUGGACGAGCGGGAAUGCGGGGUCAGGGAAUGAUUCAAAUACAGGUUGGAGCAUGGAUUGUCAUGUGGCGAUGUCCAUCGGGUCAGGCUCGUCGGCGUUUUUCCAGCCAAAACUUGGAGUUUCGGCACCUGCCAUUGAGGUAUAUAUUGCUGGGUGUUGCUCUGGUAUGCCAGUGAUUCUGACCAAGACGAUACAAAUGAGUCCAAGGAGGAGAGUGGCGAGACAUGCGACUCUGGAUGUCAUUCCUGAAGAUGAGGAAGUGGGGAAGGAACAGAAGAGUAUGAACGGGUUGAUUCGCCAGCGUAAAUUGCAGGUAAAGUUAAAUGCAGGAAGCUGGUUCGUCACUUGAAUAAUCUUCGUCGACAGGCAUUGGGACAGGGAAUUAUUAUGUUCGUUUCAACAUUUAUGUUAAUAAUUCAGUGAUUAUGCUUUAGUUGGGUAAAACGUAGUUUUAUCUACUUAAUAUGUGCUUGCAUGCUUUGUACCAAGCCAAUUGCUGCGAUUUAGUGGGCAGUGGUAAGUGUACCAGAAAACAUCUUUAAGCUGACUACCUGAAAGGAUUUAAGAAGAAACCACGGAUGCAAAUCAGACUUGGGAUAACGCAUAUUUGAAGCUGAGUUGAUUUUGUACGUCUUACUAGAUUGAGCCGUGGUUUUCUAAUGCCAUGCGGUCUGUUGACUGUUACAUUAAUCUUUAACAUUGUUUUCCUGAGAAUUUCAAUGUUGCUUUGUUUGUGUAUCCUUUGUCAGCAACAACUAUGCAUGAUUCCUUGAUUAUGCCUAACGGGGGGUGAGGGACCUAUAAUUUUGGUGGUUUGGCUGCAUCUUAAUCUGCUAAAGGAAGAAAGAAAAAAGAUUUCAUUUUCAAUAAGCUGUUUAGUAGAAGAUAACAUACCA
This is a messenger RNA of Prosopis cineraria, 1672 nucleotides long. RefSeq lists its product as uncharacterized. The record is from RefSeq and is a predicted model, not a curated record. Lineage: Eukaryota; Viridiplantae; Streptophyta; Magnoliopsida; Fabales; Fabaceae.